AAUUUAUGUAAUAAUAUGCGCAUGCGCGUACAAAAUGGCGGACGCAGUUCAAGACGUAAAGCCAGACGCAGAUCAUAUUAAUCUAAGAGUGAUAGCACAGGAUAACAGCGAGGUUCACUUCAAGAUUCGUAAAACUACUCAAAUGCGGAAGCUGAAGCAAGCAUACUGCGAUAGACAGGGUUUGCAACUGAAUUCCGUUCGCUUUCUGUUCGAUGGUUCACGGUUGGAGGAUGACUCCACACCAAAACAGCUUGAGAUGGAGGACGAUGAUGUUAUUGAAGUGAUGCAGGAGCAAACAGGAGGAGACAGCUGAGUUUGACAAGUGCUAUGCUACCGACUUACAUGUUGACUGCAGUGGUACACUGCUUCUAAAUGCAUGUUAUUUGAUUAGAUUUGCUGUUUUGUGACAUAGAAAUCUCGGUCGUCUCAUCUAUACACCUCAUACAUAUAUAUGUACCACACUCGAAUGCCUAUUGUUGUGUCGCCCUGCCAUGGCAUGUGU
This is a messenger RNA of Corticium candelabrum, 502 nucleotides long. RefSeq names its product small ubiquitin-related modifier 1-B-like. Bases 35 to 313 code for a protein of 92 amino acids. Gene Ontology annotation, cellular component: nucleus; PML body. Gene Ontology annotation, molecular function: protein tag activity; ubiquitin-like protein ligase binding. Gene Ontology annotation, biological process: protein sumoylation. The record is from RefSeq and is a predicted model, not a curated record. NCBI's taxonomy places the organism in Eukaryota, Metazoa, Porifera, Homoscleromorpha, Homosclerophorida, Plakinidae. The transcript is spliced from 5 exons.